Molecule: messenger RNA, 697 nt
Organism: Drosophila ficusphila
Lineage: Eukaryota; Metazoa; Arthropoda; Insecta; Diptera; Drosophilidae
Gene: Eig71Ec
Product: salivary glue protein Sgs-3
Exons: 4
Coding region: 158-697 (179 amino acids)
Source: RefSeq, a predicted model, not a curated record
AGCUCCAAGCCGACUUUAUAUAAACACCAAUCCGCAAAACGCAGCCUCUCAAAACAUAUGUUUCACAACAAAAGGGCUGUCUGGGACUUUAUAAAAACCCAAGUACGAGCUAUUUUACAGCACUGAACUUAACCGGCUUCUCAGCAGCAAUACCAAAAUGUCGAAGCUUACACUGAUUAUUGCUAUCGCCUGCCUUUGUGUGGCUGUGCAGGCUCAAACUGUUAGGCCAGGAGAUCGGGAUAUAUGCCAAGAUCAGAACAGAAGGUGCCUGGAGAACGAGAGGAGAUUGGGCAGGGAUAACGAUGUUUCCAACGCCUUCAAUAAUCACUGCCGCAAUACUGUCGGAAACUGGAGAAAUGUUUCGCGUUGCGAAUUGAGUAAUGCCGUUUGCAAAUUGACACUCGAGAGGUGCGCUACCGUAACUUGCGCGAAUGUGAGAGGAGCUAUUGGUGGCAGAACUCCCCCCGGUGGACCAACUACUCGAAUCCCAGACCCCGCAGGUCCUCGAACUACAACUCGCAGAAACCCAACUCCCCGUACUUCAACCCGCCGUUCCCGCACUACGACUCGAAUCCCAGACCCCGCAGGUCCUCGAUCUACAACCCGAAGGGGUAGGACCACAACUCGUAGGACUACAACACGAAGGGGAAGGACCACAACUCGCAGGACCACAACUCGUCGACCUUUGGAUGACUAA